AUGCUUAUUGCUUUCUCGUCUCGUUCAUCAGUGCGGUUAACGCUUCAAACUAGUCGCUAUUUAAGCUCACAGGAUUAUAUAGACCGGGAACUCAGAUAUGGUUGCCACAAUUAUAAACCACUUCCUGUGGUGCUUGCAAAAGGCAAAGGGACGAAGGUAUGGGAUAUCGACGGAAAAGAAUAUUUCGAUUUUCUGUCCGCGUAUUCGGCUAUUAAUCAAGGACAUUGUCAUCCACGUUUGGCUAAUGUGAUUAAAGAACAGGUUGACAUAUUAACAUUAACAUCGAGAGCAUUUUACAAUAAUGUUUUGGGUGAAUAUGAAGAAUUUAUCACAAAAAUUUUUUCUUAUGAUAAAGUUUUGCCCAUGAACUCAGGAGUUGAGGCUUGUGAAUCUGCCUUCAAACUUGCUCGACGUUGGGCAUAUGAUGUAAAAAAGAUUGCUAAUAAUAAAGCGAAAAUGGUGAUGGCUAAAGAUAACUUUUGGGGACGUAGUGUUGCAGCAGUAUCUUCUUCAACUGACGCUGAAAGUUAUGGGGGAUUUGGUCCUUUUCUUCCUGGCAUUGAAACUGUUCCUUACGAUAACCUUGAAGCUUUAGAGAAAGCCAUAAGUGAUCCAAACACGGCUGCUUUUAUGGUUGAACCAAUUCAAGGUGAAGCUGGUGUCGUCAUACCAAGUGCCGGCUAUAUGAAAGGCGUUCGCGAUUUGUGUACCCGAUAUAAUGUUCUAUUUAUCGCUGAUGAAGUGCAAACUGGCUUAGGACGAACUGGGAAGAUGCUUUGUUCACACCACGACGAUAUCCGUCCCGAUUUGGUUACUCUUGGCAAAGCACUUUCUGGUGGAACUUAUCCGGUAUCUGCUGUACUGUGUGACGACCACAUUAUGUUAAACAUUAAACCAGGACAACAUGGUUCAACAUAUGGUGGUAAUCCACUUGCUUGUAAAAUUGCUAUCGAAGCCCUGAAGAUUAUAAUGGAAGAACGAUUACCAGAAAAUGCUGCAAAAAUGGGCAAAAUACUGAUGGACGAGCUGAAGAAAUUGCCAAAAGAUGUCGUUAAUACAGUUAGAGGAAAGGGCCUUCUUUGCGCGAUCGUGAUCAAUCCAAAAAUUGACGCUUGGAAAGUGUGUUUACAACUUGCAAAGAAUGGUUUAUUAGCCAAGAAUACGCACGGUGAUAAAAUUCGCUUUGCACCACCACUUGUGAUCUCCGAAAAAGAAAUAUAUCAAUCAGUUGAAAUCAUUGCUGAUACCAUCAUGAGUUUCAAAUGA
Dracunculus medinensis (Guinea worm) is the source of this 1266-nucleotide messenger RNA. The record is from the annotation of a GenBank genome assembly. NCBI's taxonomy places the organism in Eukaryota, Metazoa, Nematoda, Chromadorea, Rhabditida, Dracunculidae.